AUUAGACUGGUGGUGCCCAACCGGUGCGCAACUACUACUGCAUACGUGCAGCGAAACGGUGAUUUAUCGAUAGCUAUUGAGCGAUAGAAUAUUGAUCCAAGUGCAUCGUGCAAGCUCUAUAGUCAGGGGUGCAGUGUGCUCGAUAGCAAAUGACGGGAAAGUAAGUUCCUUCCAGCGUAGACUCGCGUAAUUCAAAGGAGCAACAUAGACCACCGAUAGACGACAAUAGUAUUUUAUUAGUGAUAGGUUGUCGAAUCUACGCGCGUGUUUGUGUGUGUGUAUCUGUGGGUGAAAGUAGGCCACGAAUACGUAAUCAUCAUCGCAGCUUUGCAUUAGGACGACGAUCGACACGCCCUGUCCUGACCUGGCAUUGACCAAUUGAACGGAAAAUCAUCCUUCGCUCAUCGCGCGGCCUAUUACAUCAUUUGAUCGUGACCAUGCCCGAAUUUGUGAUUGAAAAGCGCAAUAUUCCAGUGCUGACCGUGUCGUCGCGGGAUGGCCCGGCGGCAAGCGAGAACGGUGACAAUCCGCUCGGAUUCCGCAUCACCGGUGGCGCUGACUUCGAGAUGCCCAUCACCGUGUUUCAGGUGUCCGAGGGCAGCCCGGCCCAGAAGGCGGGCCUCCAGCUGGGCGACCAGAUCCUGAAGAUCAACGGGGCCGACGCAUCGGCCAUGCGGCUCGCCACGGCCCAAUCCGUCAUCAAGCAGGCCGGCGAACAGCUGCAGAUGAUCGUAGCAAAAGACGACGAGAACAACCGCAAGGCGGAAGAGCAGGGCCAGCCGAAGGAAACGAGCGAAGUUAAGUUCGCAGGUAAUGAGCAGGAGCCGGCGGCGGAUGUCACUAACAAACCCGCUCCCCAACCCAAAAACGACGAACGUGAAAAUUGGACGCAACCCCCGGAGCGCAAGGUAUGGCAUCCGAUCGUAUGGCAGCAGCCACCGCCCCCGAUUCCACCGGAUCUAUACGGCAAGGAUGCGCCGCACCAGCAGCUGAUCGCCAACAUCCGCCGGUUGCUGACGGAGACGCGCACCAAGCCGGAGGAGCGCCAGAAACACAUCGAACGGAUGAUGCUUUCCCUUCCCACUGGCUCCCGGCGAGAGGGCGAGGAGGAUGAGGAGGAACCAAAGCCGGCCCCGAAGCCGAAGCAGAAAAAGAAGAAGAGCAAGGCCAAGAAGGCAAAGGCAGCACCGCGAACCCGCCUGGACAGCGAAACGUCCGAGGAUGGGUCCGUCUCGGAGCUGACGGGUCCGGCCGCUGCCGAACCGGCCGAAGAUCCGAUCCCGGAGGAAGCUAGCGUCGAGGCUUAAGGGAUGCAUGAAUGGUUCGCCAACUCCCCCUUCCUACGCACGCACAGUGGCACACACAUGGUUUACUGUUAGGCGUAAAUAACAAACUUCUAUCUCGUAUUUUCCAGCAAAUAGGGCACGCGCAUAUAGGGAGUGUAUUAAAACCUGAACCGAUUUUUUUUGUUUUGUUAAACUCGUUUGUUCCGCUUUGAUCAGUGUACUUAACACCUCCGAUUUGUUCUGAUGUUGAAUAAAAUCGUUCUCUUUUUUUCGUA
Anopheles merus is the source of this 1561-nucleotide messenger RNA. RefSeq names its product PDZ and LIM domain protein 7-like. Gene Ontology annotation, biological process: muscle structure development; actin cytoskeleton organization. Gene Ontology annotation, molecular function: actin binding; muscle alpha-actinin binding. Bases 438 to 1307 code for a protein of 289 amino acids. Gene Ontology annotation, cellular component: adherens junction; filamentous actin; Z disc. The transcript is spliced from 4 exons. The record is from RefSeq and is a predicted model, not a curated record. Lineage: Eukaryota; Metazoa; Arthropoda; Insecta; Diptera; Culicidae.